Messenger RNA from Betta splendens (Siamese fighting fish), 4211 nucleotides. RefSeq names its product cAMP-specific 3',5'-cyclic phosphodiesterase 4B-like. Lineage: Eukaryota; Metazoa; Chordata; Actinopteri; Anabantiformes; Osphronemidae. The transcript is spliced from 18 exons. Gene Ontology annotation, cellular component: nucleus; cytosol; perinuclear region of cytoplasm. Gene Ontology annotation, biological process: signal transduction. The coding region runs from base 229 to 2460 and encodes 743 amino acids. The record is from RefSeq and is a predicted model, not a curated record. Gene Ontology annotation, molecular function: transmembrane transporter binding; 3',5'-cyclic-AMP phosphodiesterase activity.
UCAUAAAAAGGGGGCGCGUGCUGCAGUCGCGCAGCAGAGAAACCGGAGGUAACUCACUGUCAGACGCGGCGCGUGGGGAAGAGCCACCGUCCAAGAACCUGCGGACGUGUAUUUCCAAUCAUCUUCAAGAUACGUUCCACCUGCGUAUCGGUGAGGCUGCCCAGAGCAGAAGCAGGAAGAGCUGCAUUUUCUGAGAGCAGAUCAGGCACACGCUGAGCAUCUCUCAGGAUGAAGAAAAGCAGGAGUGCUCAUGGAGUUACACCAGGCGAUGAAAAUAAGGAACCCUCGCUGGGACAACUUCCCACUGGCAGCACCCUCGGAGCAGAUGUGUGCAAGGUCCACAGGCGGUUUUCUGGCAACCUGCAGCUGCCGCCACUGUCCUGGCGACAAGCAGAAAAAGAGAGGGACAGGGGCCGGCCACUCACACCCGAGGAAGAUCCAGUGACCCGGACCAGACCCACAAGCCUGCCCAUCGCCUCACUUCCCCGCAUCGACAUCACACAAGCGGAUCCUGACAGCUUCGAAGUGGAAAAUGGUCCAUCGUUGUGCUGCAGUCCCUUGGACCCGCAGGCAUCCCCUGGUUCAGGUCUGGUUCUGCAUCCGAACUUGGCCAGUCAUGGCCAGCGCAGAGAGUCGUUCCUCUACAGGUCUGACAGUGACUAUGAACUGUCACCAAAGUCACUGUCUCGAAACUCCUCUAUUGUUGGAGAACUACAUGGAGAAGACAUGAUAGUGACGCCAUUUGCCCAGGUUCUGGCCAGCCUUCGGACUGUAAGGAACAACUUCACCACAUUAACAAAUGUACAAUGUGUAUCUAAUAAGCGUUCUCCUGCUGCAAGCCAGCCCUCUGUCACCAAAGUCUGUCUUUCCGAUGAGUCCUAUCAGAAGAUGGCUAUGGAGACUAUAGAGGAGCUGGACUGGUGUCUGGACCAGUUGGAGACCAUCCAGACCUACCGCUCUGUCAGUGAUAUGGCCUCCAACAAGUUCAAGAGGAUGCUGAAUCGGGAGCUAAGCCACCUUUCGGAGAUGAGUCGCUCCGGCAACCAGGUGUCCGAGUACAUCUCCAACACCUUCCUAGACAAGCCCACUGAGCUGGAUCUUCCAUGCUCAGUUCCCAAGUCCAGGGAAAGAAAGAGGAGGCAGGGCCAACAGCAGCAGCAGCAGCAGCAAAGUGGGAUGAUGACUCAGAUCAGUGGGGUGAGGAAGCUCAGCCACACGUCCAGCAUUUCUGGGAGUUCUGGCAACCGCUUUGGGGUCAAGACGGACCAGGAGGAUCUGCUGUCAAAGGAUCUAGAGGAUAUCAACAAAUGGGGCCUGAACGUCUUCAAGAUUGCUGAGCACUCCCACAACCGACCGCUCACAUGCGUUAUGUACACCAUCUUCCAGGAGAGAGACCUGAUGAGGACAUUCAAGAUUCCAACUGACACCUUUGUGACGUUCAUGCUGACCUUGGAGGACCACUAUCACUCCGACGUGGCGUACCACAACAGCCUGCACGCGGCAGACGUAGCCCAGUCCACACACAUCCUUCUGUCUACUCCCGCCCUGGACGCGGUCUUCACUGAUCUGGAGAUCUUGGCGGCCAUCUUUGCUGCAGCUAUACACGACGUGGACCACCCAGGAGUGUCCAACCAGUUCCUCAUUAACACCAACUCUGAGUUGGCGCUGAUGUACAACGAUGAGUCAGUGCUGGAGAACCACCACCUGGCCGUGGGCUUCAAACUACUGCAGGAAGACAACUGUGACAUCUUCCAAAACCUCACCAAGAAGCAGAGGCAGACGCUCCGGAGGAUGGUCAUAGACAUGGUUUUGGCAACAGACAUGACUAAGCACAUGAGCCUGCUGGCGAAUCUGAAGACGAUGGUGGAAACCAAGAAGGUGACCAGCUCUGGAGUGCUGAUGCUGGACAACUACACAGACAGGAUUCAGGUCUUGCGUAACAUGGUUCACUGUGCUGACCUGAGCAACCCCACCAAGCCUCUGGACGUGUACCGGCAGUGGACGGACCGGAUAAUGGAGGAGUUCUUCCACCAGGGAGACAGAGAGAGGGAGAGAGGGAUGGAGAUCAGCCCAGCAUGUGACAAACACACCGCUUCAGUGGAGAAGACACAGGUUUGUUUCAUUGAUUACGUCGUUCACCCUCUGUGGGAGACAUGGGCUGAUCUGGUCUACCCUGAUGCCCAGGACAUCCUGGACACGUUGGAGGACAACAGGAACUGGUACCAAAGCAUGAUCCCUCAGAGCCCCUCCCCUCCCUUCUACAGCAGUGACGGAGAGGGAGGCCCUCAUGGGGAGAUGGAGGGGGGACCUGUAGCCAGUAAAUUUCAGUUCGAACUGACACUAGACGACCAGGAUGGAGACAGCGAGGGCACAAUGAUGGAGACAACUGGGGACUUGACGCUCAAAGACGAGACAGGAGUAGAAAUAGCGGCGCACGACGUCUCCCCAGCGGAAACAUAGCUGAACUGAUGGAGCUGAGAUCAACAGGUUUCACUGUUCCGGCUGAAAAUAUUUUAUUGCAGUGGAGAAAUCCUGCAAUGUGGCUCUUAGGAGCUGCCUGGCUCAUCAGGCCUGUCUGAAUAUGGGGCGGGCCUGCAGCAGUUUGUUUUUGAGCCCCCUCGGACGGAGGCCGGAGGAGUGUCGGCUGUUCUUUGAAGGACGGUCUACUGUCUGAUGAGAGAGGUGGGGCUGGAUCGGACAAAGAAGGUGACAUGGACAUGGAUAUGAACCAGUGUGGUGGGACUAAUAAAAACUUCACCCUUGCACUUCAGGACAUUUUUCUGUUUGAUUAGAUCCUUGUUUUGUGCCAGGACUGAACGACACCUGGUAUUUUGUAACCACGUAGUAACACUUUCUAACACUUUCACGUGUAAAAAGAGAAAACGUUGUGUGCCUUUUUACAACCUUGUCUUUUUGUAAGUGUUUUUAUAAUUUAUUGAACACAUUCAUGUAGCUGAAAUACGUGUCAAUUUUCUACCAAAAGGACGUUUAGGUCUCACAGUCUUCCUGAUGUUCUGGCAAUAGUAUGAGCUUAUUCGUACAAAACAGUCAGUGGAUGUAUUUUUAAAAAUCAGUCGACUUCCCAGCACAAUUUGCACUUUGUGGCUUUCGGCAUGAUGAGGAAAGUAUCAGUCAUUUUAUUCAAAUCAUCCUCUUUUUAAUAUUCCAUGGUAUCUCGGAGUUGGAAUGUGGAAAAAUAUUUCCAUGGGUUGCGUGGCCAGAUCUUCUGUAAAGACAAACACUUUAAUUGCAUCACCGCCACCCUGAAGAUAAACGAAGAUUACAGGCUAAUUACGGCUAAUGAGCAGGUGACACCAGAAGCAGAAAUCGCUUUCUGUUUUGUAAUUCCCCCUCUCACCGGCUCAAACGCACCUGUUGUGCUCAACAGCAUUCCAUUGUCACGAAUGCCUUUUAUGGUGACUGAUGCUGAACUCAGAGUGACUGUAAAGCCGCGUGCACAUUUAAAAAGACACCUGUCUGUUAUGAGACAAUUGUAUCUUGUAGUUUCUAUUCCUGCACUUUGAUUUACACGGACGGUUUGGCAGCCGGUUGCCGACCCGUCUAACACUACCUUAUAGGUACCACGAUGUAAGGUGCAACCUUCAGAACAGGAGGGAGAUGUGAUGUGUGUGUGUGUGUGUGUGUGUGUGUGUGUGUGUGUGUGUGUGUGUGUGUGUGUGUGUGUGUGUGUGUGUGUGUGUGUGUGUGUGUGUGUGUGUGUGUGUGUGUGCGUGUGUGUGUUGCACCCAGCUGUGUUGUACUGACCCUUCAGCUGUUUGUAACAGUGUAUUUAUUACUGUACCUUCUCUGACAUGAUAAUAUUGGUAUUGGUUAAUAAUAUUCACUGUAUAUUUGUUACUAUUUAUACACACUACCACAUGUCAAAUCCCAGUCUGGUGGUUGUGAUUUCUCGUUCGCCAAGCUUUUUUCACUGUAAGCCCAUAACAUGAAGUAUCACGGUUGGGUGUUGUUCAGCCUGAGCGUCCAGCACCACGUCGUUCAGGCUCUCUGUCAUUACGACCUGGGCAUAUGCAGCGGUGUAGUACAGUGACGGGUCAUUGUACAGCUGUGGGAACCUUUGCUGAAAUAUGUAACAUUGUUCCAAAUGUAUUUUUUCAGUGUUCUCCUCGCAAUAUAUGGUCAACUGGUGUGUGUUGUGCUCAGCCAUGUUUUCUAAAGGUUAAUUAAUAAAAGGAGCAUGUAUUACAGAA